Molecule: messenger RNA, 13603 nt
Organism: Pocillopora verrucosa
Lineage: Eukaryota; Metazoa; Cnidaria; Anthozoa; Scleractinia; Pocilloporidae
Source: RefSeq, a predicted model, not a curated record
AUGACCUCAGCAGAGUUAUCGCACCCUAAGAUGGAUGUAGAUGAUGAUUAUAACAGCGAGAGUGAUGAUGAUGAUGAUGACUUUAACCUGAUCCAGCCAUCACUGUUCCAACAAAUAAAGACCAUCCUCGAUCAGUAUCCGGAUGAUGGACAGAUAUUGAAGGAGCUCAUUCAAAAUGCUGAGGAUGCACGUGCGAGCCACGUGAAGUUUCUUUACGACAAACACAGCUACAGCGCUCGAGAAGAGAAGCUUUAUAGCGGAGGGCUUCGUCAGUUUCAGGGGCCUGCACUUUAUGCAUACAAUGAUGCAAAAUUCACUAAAGACGACUGGAGAGGCAUACGAAUGCUUUGUGACAGCGUCAAAGUCAAGGACCCAAUGAAAGUAGGACGGUUUGGCCUAGGUUUCAAGUCUGUUUUUCACCUGACAGAUUUACCGAGUAUUCUGAGCGGCACAAAAGUCGGUUUCAUCGAUCCCCACGAGGACCACUUCAAUAAAGGACGAAGAGAAAGGAGAACAGGAUACCGUUGGCACCUGCGCAAAGACCGUGAAAAUAUGAACAGAAUACCUGAUCAAUUUCUUCCCUACAAAGGAAUAUUUGAUUGCACCGAGGAAGUCUUUCUUAAGGGACGUUACAGAGGAACGUUGUUCCGCUUUCCGUUGCGUACUGAACCAUCUGAGCUGUCCCAAACAUUGUACUCUGACGAAAAGGUGGAACAUCUGUUUGCGAGUUUUUGCGCCGAUGCACACUUUGUGCUCCUGUUUCUUCAGCAUUUAGAAUCUGUAGAGCUUUUCGUCCGAGAGAAGUCAGAAUCCGAGCCACGAAAAAUAUUCCAAGUUCAAAUCAGUCAUGAAAGUCUUGCAUUUGUUCGUGAGAAGAGACAAGAGUUUUACAACGCGAUCACACCAGGCAAGCGUAUGGCAGAACCUGUGACAGUGACGUAUCCAAUUACAAUGGUAGUCCAAUUUUCAAAUGAAAACGUAGAACGUCAUUCUUAUCUCGUGACAAGUUACUGCAGCGGAGGUGAGGUCUCGUCCACGUUUGAAAAGCUUCUGACAGACAAAGAGCUAAGUUAUCUACCUUCAGUUGGCGUUGCAAUGGCAAUUCCAUCAGAGUCCACUUCAGGAACGCCCAACAUUCGAGGUCACGUGUUUUGCGCCCUCCCUUUGCCUGUGCAGAAAAAGAGCUUAACUGGUCUUCCGGUGCAUGUGAAUGGCUUUUUCUCAUUAAGUCAGAACAGACGACACAUAAAGACACCGAAUGCAGACCAAGAAGAUCAAGAGAAACUAACUGACAAGUCUUUGUUAUGGAACACCUGCCUUCUGGAAGAAGCUCUACCUCAAGCGUACUCCACAUUGAUAAAGGAGGCCAUUGAUCAUACAAACUAUAAUGUUCCACCAGAUGCAAUUUACAGAGCGUGGCCAGAUUGCAGGAAAGUGGAACCAACUUGGGAGAGGCUCCAGAAUCCCUUGCUCCAAUCAUUGAUUACUGAAAGAGUGAUAUAUACUCCUGCCCGUGGGGGGCACUGGCUGAAAGUUGACGAGGCCAUAUUUGACCGAAUUGAAGAGGAGAAGAUGAAAGAGUUGAUCGUGCGGGUUCUGCUUCAAGCAGAUCAAAAUGUUGCCUCUUUGCCUGACCACGUAUUAAGCGCCAUAGACCAGUAUGCAGCUUUCUCUUCAGAAGUCACACCCUCCUCGAUGCGAAGAAUCUUAAAGGAAAUACCUACUGGCUACAAAAGUAUCAGUCACAAGGAAAAGUUGUCCCUUUUAAGCUUUGUUCUCGAAGAUGAUAACUUUCAAGAGUUGGUUGGCCUUGAACUUUUGCCUGUUUCUGACGGGACGUUCAAAUCUUUUACAAGCUCCGACGUAGCCGUUUUCAUCACCUCGCCUGACCAUUCUCAAGAGCUGGUGCCUGGGCUUAACGACAAAUUUCUUGACCAAAACGUUGAUGAAAGGACUUUAGGAAAACUUAAAGCAGUAGCUGAAAAAGGAUGCACUCAGUUAAAACUUCUUUGCAAAGUUGAUGUACCUGUUCUGCUGAGGGAGGCCUUAUCACAAGAACUGCUAUCCAGUGACAAGGUUCGAUGGUACCCCGACAAUCAAAAGUAUCGCCAUACCUCCAGAGAUUGGCUCAGCAGUGUAUGGCGCUACCUAAGAGAAAAUUUUUCCACUAAAGAUGAACUAGCCAGCCUUGACGAAUACAACCUUCCUUUGAUUCCUGUAGAUCUUUACCAAGUACCGUUAACCUUAGUAUCACUGAAGAAAAAGUCUAAAGUUGUUGCGGAAAGGCUCAAUGAUGACCAACUUGAUGGCGCCGUGGUGAAAGUUUUGAUAGAGUUGGGUGUGGUGGUAAUGAGCGCGUGCCCUACAAAAUUCCAUCCGGAGUUAACGGGGACAUUUGUUCACCCACCUUCAAUCUCAGGGGUCCUACAAGCUAUGUUAGUUUCCUCCUUAACUUUGUGCCAAGGAAUGUUCUCUGCAAUUAUGCUUGAAAGGGUAGACGAUGCCUCCAAACGCUCAUUUAGGAAAUUUAUUUCGAAAAUUUCAUCUCUUCGGAAGGAAGAAAAGGAUCUUGUCUCUGAUCUCCCACUUUUUGAGACUCUCUCUGGGAACUUUGUGGCUAAGAAAGAUCACCUUUGUGCAGCGCCAGAGGAGAUGCCUCCAAUUUCUCCCAGAGGAGAGCUCAUUAACAUCAAAGAUGAAGAAUCCAAGAAACUAGCACAACUGCUAGAUAUCAGAAUUUUAACGGUAACUGAGUUGCUCUGUGAACAAAUUCUUCCUAACAUCAGCCAAGGGCAUUACUCGGGAAAGGAUAUUGAUCGCCUAAUGUUCUAUGUUAUGGAGCAAUAUAAAUUUCUCGUUAGAAGGGAUAGCAAUUUAGAAGCGAUGAUGAGAGAGUUACCCUUUGUGCCAAACAUCACUGGACGAGUGAAAGCCUCGCAACUGUUUGAUCCCCAAAACGAGCUGAUGAAGGCCCUUUUUACUGAUGAAGACGUAUUUCCCGUAGGAAACUUAUAUACUGACACAUCAGUCCUCCCAAUUCUAAAGGAACUUGGCUUGAAAAGCGAGGAAAUGACAACUGCUCAAGAUCUCCACCAGAGUGCUGUAAAGAUCCAAAAUCAGCCAAGCGUUUUAACAGCAAAGAAGAAGUCUCGUGCACUUUUGGAACACUUGAGCAAAAAUCCAAUGAAACUCGAAGAUACUCUCUCGGGUAAAACGUUGGGUUCGCUGCUUAAAGGUAUUUCGUGGAUGACUGCACUGGAAGAAAAGCCCAGAGAUUUUCCCAAAUGCGUUCCCUUUUGGGGGGAAGCUAAUAAAGGAAUGUUAUGCACGCCAGAGAACGUCAAGGGCAAAGAGUAUCUCAACCUGAUUGGCUCGGUACAACCUAUCAUUGAAGUAGACCAAUCAAGUCAGUUAUGCAGUUAUUUUGGCUGGAAUGAGGAACCACAAGUAUCUCAAGUGGUUUAUCACUUAGGAACUGUCGUCAUUCAUUACAAACACGAGGAGAGACCGCGAUUCAGUUUGCUUGUGAAAGAAAUUUACGAAUUUCUGUCUUACAAGAACAGGGGUGAUGUCGUGGAGGCAAUUCAGGACUUGAAAGACCCUGGCUGGAUCUGGAAUGGCGACGGAUUCUCCCCUCCUAAUGCUCUCCUCUUGAACGACCAUUCCAUCGACCUUUCGCCUUACAUCUCUGUUCUUCCUUCAGAGAUGUCCAUGUACUUCGACUUAUUUGAUUCUUUUGGCAUUAACAAAGACUGCAGUGAGCAGUUGAUGCUUGAUGUUCUUUCCAUGAUUAAAAAAAAGUACGAUCAAGGUCUCUAUGAGACAUCAGAUGUGAAAAAAGAUCUGUCUUUGUGCAUUUCCAUCCUGAAUGAACUGAAGCCAGAUGCUAAUCGACAAUUAUCGCCUGAAGUUCAAGAGAAAGUUCUUCUUCCAACUUACGUAAAAGGAGAUACACGUGUUAACCUUGCACCAGUAGGAAAUUGCAUGUAUGGAGAAUAUGACGGAUCAGAAGGAGAAAAUGAGGACGAAGAGGUUGAAUUUCUGCUUGUGCAUCCAAACAUCCCUGCAGGAACAGCAGAGCUUUUUAACGUACGAAGCCUCAGUAACUGCCUGCUAGAACCAGAAGAGCUGACGUUGGGAGAAGAUUUUGGACAAGAGGAGAAGCUCACUCGAAGGCUAAACAGACUACUGGAGGAAUACACCGAUGGAUUUGCAGUACCCAAAGAGCUUAUUCAGAAUGCAGAUGAUGCUGGCGCCACGGAAGUACGCUUUUUGUAUGACGAGCGAACUAAUGAGGAUGCGAUAGACGGCCUCAUUGACGAAGGAAUGAGACACUGUCAGGGUCCUGCAUUGUGGGUUUAUAAUGAUGCCGAAUUCAAGGAUGAGGAUUUUGAGAACAUUACAAAAUUGAAUGGUGCAACGAAAGAGAAUGAUACCGACAAGAUUGGAAAAUUCGGGCUUGGUUUCAAUGCAGUUUACAACCUGACAGAUGUCCCCAUGUUUGUAAGCCGAAAUCAUUUUGUUAUUCUCGAUCCCAACACGUUCUACCUAGGGAAACAAAUUAGGAACAAAACGAAACCAGGAAUAAAGCUUGAUACCACCAAAAAUUCCAAAAGACUGCGAAAGUUUCGAAAUCAGUUCAGGCCAUUCAAUGGUAUCUUUGGUUGUGAUCUUCAUCUAAACCAAGACGACAACUCGUACAAAGGGACACUAUUUCGCUUUCCCUUACGAACUGAGCAGCAGGCUAUACAAAGUGAAAUAAAGCAACUUGUUUACAACCGGAAGCAAGUUCAGGAACUGUUGAAACGUGUCACUCAAGGAGCUGAAUCAUUGCUUCUGUUUACUCAGAAUGUUCGUCAUAUCAGCAUCUACCAUUUACCUAAUGAUGUAACUGAGCCGUUACAGCCCAGGAAAAUAUUUGAGGUCACCAAAUCAUUAUCACAGGAUGGAGUAAGACGGGAACUGCCUGAUAAAAUUACUCUUCCAACUACUGCCAUGAAGCUGAGCACAGAAGAUCAGUUCUUAUUGAAACAGUGUAAUUUUCUGCGAGCGUCAUCUGAAGUCAGCAAGCUAAGCCGUGGAUACAGCGAGUCCGCUCCCGCUCUCCUUAGCUCUGCUCUGACACUGAAGAUCAAAAGCACCGUAUCAGAAUAUGGCAGCAGUUUCUUGGAAUGUAGCGUUUCUAGUAAUGAUGACAUUUGGCUUGUCGUCUCAUCUAUGGGCAAAGGUGCAGCCAUGCAAUUCGCGAAGAAAGACAGCAGUCUUCUUGCAUCAGCGGGGGUUGGUGUUCAGAUCUCAACUAAAGAUUCUCUAACUCCGGUACCUAUUUGCGAUGAAACCAAAGGAUCAAAGGCAAAUGGCAGUGUUUUUUGUUAUCUUCCACUUCCCAUCUGUAAUGGACUACCUGUACACAUAAACGGAACGUUUGCAGUUUCCUCAAACAGACGAAAUUUGCUGGUGAAAACCGAAGAUGAUAAGGCUAAUUUUGGACAAGAGUGGAAUGAAGUGCUUUUAAAAGAUUGCGUUUGCUCUGCAUAUCUUGACCUUCUUGAAGACUUAAAGUCCUUUUCACAGGCCUCAAACAAUGCAUACCAAUAUCACACACUGUGGCCAAAAUGUGCCGAAGUUAUGUCAACUUGUGAGCCCCUUGCACGUUCAUUCUAUGAAUAUCUUUUAAAUGGAAAUAAGGCUGUUUUUUCGGAUGGCAAGAGUUGGUUGGCCAUCAAUGAAACUGUCUUCCUAACGCCAGACCUACGUGAGGAUUCUCAAAUAGGAAACAUAUGCUUCGAAGUGUUCAAAUUGUUGGUUGAAGGUAAUGGAGCUGUAAUUGAUCUACCCAGAAAUGUGUUUGAGUCUUUUAAGAAGUAUGGUCUUGCUGAAAAAAUCCACUCCCGAAGCUACGAUACGAGUAGGUUCUUUUUGGAAUUGUUCUUCCCAAACAUUGGUUUAGUGCCCCCUGACCUGAGGGACAACUUGGUCUUGUAUGCCCUUGAUUCUCAAAGAGAAGAGUUGAAUAAUGCAAUGAAAGUGUAUGCUUACAUUUCCGUAUCACCAGAUCGUCAUAACCUUAAAUGCCCCUCUCAACUUAUUGAUCCACGUAGAUCUGCAGCGUUGUUAUUUUCUCCGGAAGAUCAAAGGUUUCCUGAAGAGGCAUUCAGACAACCUUUUCACCUCCAUCAACUAGAGCAGCUUGGAAUGUUGACAGACGAUCUUCCGUGGUCUGACGUUGUAGAAAGGGCAGAAUCCGUCGUACGUCUGAGCCAAACUUGUAGUAAGGCUGCAUCGGAGAGGGUAAAAAGGCUUAUAGAGUUUCUCGACAAAAAGUGUAAGGAUAAUGAAAAUUGCCUUCCCUGGACCAAAGAGAAACAACUCCUUUUGGAAACUAAAUUUCUCCCAGUUCUUUCGAGGCCGCAGACCUUUCCCUUGAAAUGGAAAGGUAGUGAAAUGAUACACGGGGAUAAACUAGCGUUGAUAUCACCAACUCAAGGCUUUCUAAAGGAGAACUUGUACCUCGCGUGCUCUUCGGCACCAAUCAUAGACGCUAGUAUCCCGCCAAACGUGAAACGAUUUCUGCAGUUCGAUAAACGAGAGGUCACGACGAAGCAAGUUCUGACCCAGCUAAAUGAGGCAAUCUCUACCAAAUUUGAAGUCUGUUGUAUAGAAGAUGUGAUGAAAGUUUGUCAUGCAUGUUACAGCUUCCUUCAAGAUGUUCUUCCCCGCGAUGCAGAUCAAAUAGCUAGGUUCCUUGAAGGAAAAAAGUUCAUUCUUGUUGGAAACGGGUUUGUGUAUGGAAAUAAAGUUGCGUCAUCGCUGCUUGUCGACUGUUCUCCGUACUUGCACAAGAUCCCUGAAGAACUGGUCAGGUACUCAAGGCUUAUGAAAGAAGGUGGUAUAAGAGAACAGUUUGAGGUGGAAGACUUCAUAUCUACACUCAAACAAAUUAAGGAGGAAUUUGGAAUGCGAAAGGUGGAUAGUGGCACGCUGAUUGUUGUAUGCAACCUGGCAGCUCAACUGAAAAGAGCGUUGGAUACUACCGGAAAUCGUUUCACUCCAGAGCAAAGGAGGAGUUCAAUUUAUCUUCCCAACCAGAAGGGAAUAAUGCAACCUGUAAGUGAGCUUUGCAUUAAAGAUUGCCCCUGGAUUCCUGGUGGCCCUGGUAUGCAGUUUGUUUUUUCAGAUAUUCCUUGGCCAACAAGUCUCGCACUGGGGGUCAAAACCCUCAAAGAAGAGGCAGUAGGAAAUCAUGCGCGAGGACUUGCGUUUGGGCAAAAGGAGAAACUGACGAAUCGCCUAAAGAGAAUUCUUACAGGCUAUCCUUGUGGGAAAGAGCUUUUGAAAGAACUACUCCAGAAUGCAGAUGAUGCACAAGCAACUGAGAUAUGUUUUAUAAAGGACCCCCGUGUUCAUCCACGGGAGAAGUUAUUUCACGAAAGUUGGGAACCAUUACAAGGACCAGCGUUAUGCGUAUACAACAACAAGCCGUUUAGUCAUUCUGAUAUCGAAGGCAUACAAAACCUCGGAGAGGGUGGUAAGGGAGGUGAUCCACACAAAACAGGGCAAUACGGCGUGGGUUUCAACGCGGUCUACCACCUGACUGAUAUUCCCUCGUUAAUGUCUAAAGGUGACGAGAUUGGUGAGGUUCUGUGUGUAUUUGAUCCACAUUGUCAGUACGUUCCUGGCGCCACUCCUCAAGAACCAGGGAGAAUGUACACAGAAACAUCAGAAUUGAAGGAAAACUUUCCAGAUGUGUUCUGCUGCUAUCUUGAAGAGAAGUUUCCCAUUGAAAAUUCAACUAUGUUCAGAUUCCCUCUACGAACGCAAGAAAUGGCUAAUAAUUCGGAGUUGUCAUCCACUCCGGUUACGUUGGAAGCAUUGAGUGAAAUGAUGGAGGCUCUCAAGAAAGAGCUCUUUGAAGUUUUAGUUUUUGUCAACAAUGUGACGAAAAUCACAUUAUGUGACAUAGAUGAAAAAACUGGCAAUGUAACUAACUGCUACUCAGUGGAAGCAUCCAUCUCCGGCAACGAUGCUGCCAAGAGACAGCGGUUUGCUAACCACGUCAGACAGGUUGGGAAGUCAAUAGUGCAGAGUGAUGACUUCUCGUUCGGCCACGUUGGGGUGGAGAAAUGCAGCUACCUCCUCCACAUAAGUGACAGCCUUGGAAAUGAGGAAAGGUGGCUAAUUGUUCAGCAAAUGGGUUUCGAGAACGAGGUUCAAACAAGCAUAGUCAACGCUUUUCGAAAUCGUGACCUUGGAAUGCUUCCGCGCGGUGGUUGUGCCUGUCCCUUGGAAACAGAAUCUAUGAAAGCACAAACGAGAAAAAAGAGAGCUUUCUGCUUUCUUCCACUACCACUGGAAACAGAUCUACCGGUCCAUAUUAAUGGUCAUUUUGCAUUGGACCACGAGGCCAGAAGAAACUUGUGGAGAGAUGAGAACGGUGGUUAUCGUAGUGACUGGAACAACGCUUUGCUGAGCGAUGUUAUAGCUUCUUGUUACUUGACGCUUCUGGACGAGGUAAGGGGUCUUCUUCACCUUCAAACUUCGCCUAUAAUUUCAACGUUUUAUCUGAGCUGUAGUAAAGAAGAAUUGAUUCAGAAGGUGAAAAGUUACGAAAAUCUGUUUCCCUGCACCUCCUUCAAUCCAUACUGGACGAUGCUGAUAAAAUCUGUGUAUCAAGGAAUGAAUACCAAAAAGUCACGCUAUCUUCCAGUGGUAAGAGAUUCUCCAGAUGGCAGCAGUUGGGAUUUCGAACUUACUUGGUUUCCUCCUUGUGGCACUGGAAAAGACAAAGCCUACUUUAAUGACAUCCAAAUUAAGGGUUGCUAUUCUUCUCUGCCAGAUGGAGAAGAGGAUGAAACCACAGAGGAAACAAGAUCUUUACAAAGAACUAUGGAGUCAAUACUACUUCAAACAGGCUUUAAUCUUUUGCAAUUUUCCUUGCAAAUUUUAGAUGCGUUUGAGAGUUCUAAGGUUGUAUGUUACCGUACAUCCCCUUCCGCUGUUGUUGAGUUCCUCAAGAGUUUCUUCACAAAUGUAACUUCUUUACCCACGGAUGUCGCGAAAACUCCAUUCAAGAACAGCGAGGGUGUGACAUUGGUGCUACGGUACUGCAAGGACUCAUGCAAAUUCUUAUCGAAUCUUCCAGGUCUACCAUUGUUACUUACCCAAGACAACUGCCUACGUGUAUUUAGCACAGAUGAUCGCAAGUACCUUUCCCACUAUCAUGACAUUUUGCCAGAAUCAAAGGACAUGUUCGUCCAUGAGAAACUUCUGUGCGAUAUUUUUCCUGAAAGGUUGAUUCAUAAGGCAUCCGUUUUCAUGGCCUUUAAUGUCUACGCUUUUGCACAGCACUUGAAAGGAACACUCUCGCUGCAACAUUUGGGGCAAAGUAGAGUAAAAGUGUGGUCACCAGACCAUCCCGUGGAACCAAACCAUCGGUGGAUUUUCAAAGUGUGGGGCUUUUUGGCUAAAUUAUGGAAGGAUAACCCGUGCGAAGCCAACAGUUUUGUCAUGCCUUUGUCUAACUGGAGCAUCAUCCCUGCCAUUGAGCAAGUUGUUUUAUCAACAGUGGAUAACGCAGGAGGCAAAGAUGUGACGAAACAACAAGUCCUUGUUCCAGUAAAGUUAGCAAAAUGUGUUCUUGCAUUCACAGAAAAUGAUCAGAAGCAAAGAGCACCUUUAGUAAAGGUUCUUAGAGCGGUAGGCCUUCUUGAGUUAAACUCAUUCGUCCUUUUUCCUUUAAACACACCUCCACCUGUGUUGUCCGAUUCUUGUAUAUUAGCAACGCAAGUUGUAGGGUCCUUGGAGACUCCAACAUCACUUCUUGCAGCUCUUGGUCACAAAUUGAGCUCGAACCCUCGUUUUCAAACAGGAACAUUGGGACGUAGUGACUGUCUAACAAUCCUUCAGUAUUUCAAUGACAGUGUUCUAGGAAGUCCAAUCCUCGACAAGUCCACGCUAAGGCGGCUUCCUUUUUAUCCGUCAAAAUCUGGUGACAUGAUCAGUCUUAGAGAUCAACGAGUUACCGUCCUAUCGUCUGAAAUACCACAAAUAGGGCUGGAUACUAUUCAGAAAGAGAGCGAUAUGAAGUUUCUAGAGGACAUUUCAGAGCUAUCAAAAUUAUACCGUUUUCUGGCAUUUGAUUGUCCUGGGCCUGUAGACGUCUAUCGCGCGUUUGUGUUGCCACAUUUCAGUACUCUUAGCAAGGAGGCGAGACAGACUCAUCUUGAGUAUAUCAAAGACAAGUUGCUGCCAAGUUUGUCAGAAAACAAUGAGGACAAGCGGAAGCUACUAGAAACACUGAAAACCACAGCAGUGAUUACCACGCACAUAGGAAUGCUGACAAAAGCAUCAACCUUCUACGAUCCGGAAAAUAAGGUUUUCAAAGUCAUGCUUGCAGAGCAUAUGUUUCCACCUGUGCCACUGAACUCAAAAGCCUGGUUGAAAUUUUUGAGAAAGAUUGGGCUGAGACAUCAAGUUCACACAAAUGAUUUCAAGGAAUUUGCAAAGAAAGUUGCACGUGACGCAGCAAAACAGCGCUCGACGGAGACAGAUGAACAGUCAAAACUGUUGGUGUCUGAAUUGCUAAGUCGUUCCGAUUUGCUUGGUGAGGGGCUUCUGGAAGCUGUUUGCGAUAUUGAGUUUGUGAUGCUAGAACCAGUCUGUAGUAAGCUUCAGGCUUUGUACAGGCAACAUGGGCAAAGAGAAGACGGAACACUACCAUACAUUGCAUUUGAGAACACAGUUGUUUCUGACCAUACUGAGUGUGUUUGGACAUCGGCCCUCCCCCUCCCUAAGUGGGCACAUCCACAAGAUCAAUCAGAUUUGAAGGUUCCCUUCUGGAUGUCUAGAGAGGAACUCUGCGUCAAAAUCCUCGAGCACCUCAAAGUCCUAUCAGAGCCAACCUUGGAAACAGUUACAUCUCACUGUCGCAAUAUUUGCUAUCGACUUGUGGAAGAAAAUGGCAGCCACGUCCCAGAUGAGCAGUGCAACACUAGGAAGUCUGUCAUGAAAAAAAUUUACAACUUUUUUCAAGAAAGGGUCAUCUUGAGAAAGGAUGGAAAAGUAGACCUGCAGGAUGUCCCUUGUAUAGUGGUAGAAAGGGGAGCACGCUUUGUCAGAGCUGAGCAAGUAGUCCUGGAAAUGUCUGAGGACCUUGAAAUAAAACCAUUUCUUUAUCGAGUACCGCCUGAUCUUGGAGAGUUUCAUGAAUUGUUUCUUCAUCUUGGUUGUACCAAAUCUGCUACAAUGUCACACUACGCCAUGGUUCUGGAAAUGUUGCAAAAGCAGAGUCUGGGUAAUAAACUGCACCCCAACGAAAUCAGUGAUGCGUUGGGCGCUGUGCGAGGACUACUGGAAGGCCUACAACAAGAUACAACUACAGACAUAAGUUUUCAACAACUCUUCUUACCAGCAAUGAAGCUCAGAAGAAGCUCAACAGAUUUACCUCCAGUUUCUCUGCAAAAGUCUUCUGAGCUGGUAUUUGAUGAUUCUCCUCAUUUUCUUCCUCGGUUAAGGAGAUUCAAUCAGCUAUUCGUUGUUGACUUAAAGAGGGUAGGUGUAAAGAGUAGUUCAUCCAUAAACUACAAAGAUCUUCUCAUGCGCCUUCCACCUUCCCUUCGACCCCAGAUGCUGUCUCAGGUGGUUACGGAGGAAUUUGUUGACUCUUCAGAGGGCAGUGAAUCUGCAGUUAGGCUUCGUAUCGCAGCUUCACUGGAAAGACAACUUUGCUCAGAGCAGUUCUUUCGUGGAAUUGUGAGGCUUAUUCGACAUGAGAACAACGAAAAUCGAAUUCUCAAUGAAGAUGUUCUCGCUUCUAUAAAAGACAGACUAAGAAGCAUCGAAUUUCUUGGACUAAACAGAAUUGAAACAAAACUGGUGUGUCAAGGUGUUCACAUUCCCGAUAGCAAAGUUGAAGUUUCGCACUUCGUAAACAAGGUUUCAGCAACAGACGGCAAAAGUAUCUGGAAGGUCUAUGUUAGAACUGAUGUAGAUGAAAACUUCUUCGAAUUAUAUUCGGCUGUAACGGAAGUGAUUGCUAAAGCAUGCGAAGGACUGUUAGGAGAAGCAGUGAUGUUUGUUCAAGAGAUGUUACGCAUCGAUCCCAGUCAGAUCGGGUCCAUGUUGGAUAAGAAGAACAUUAGGCAAGAUGAUACAUACAAUGGGUCCAGUAGCAAUCCCCUACCACUUCCCGGAAGUUUUAUACCAGUAGAAGACCACCAUCUCUUGAACGAAGAGUUUGAGAAAAUCGCACCAGGGGAGUUUGUUGGUUAUGAAAUGGAGGAUCCAAGCAUGCAACAGAGAGAAGGAGAUGCAACAUUUAUUUACGCCGUGAUAUUAAAAGAAGUAAAUGCUCAAGAAAACAGAAGCCUUCUUUCAAAGUAUUAUUUGGUCAACGUAGGCAACGACAAAGAGCCUCAAGAAGUCGAGUUUGCAGACUUGUAUAAGUUUCACCGACUCCAGUCUUCUCCGUUAGGCCUAUCAGAUGGGCUUGAGAAAGGUAACACUAAAGACAAAGAGAUGGUUUUUAAGCAGAUUACAGAGAUCCUGGUUGAAGCAUGGCAACUACCUGAAAAAAGGCGCAGGAAAAUUGUCAAGCGACUUUUCCUUAGAUGGCAUCCAGACAAAAAUCCUGGAGAAAAAUCAUUGUGCAACGAGGUUUUACAGCACAUCCAGGAAGAAAUAGCAAGGUUAGAAAGAAUCCAAGGCGACGUAAUAGAUGGCCAAAGCUGUUACAAACCGUUUUUUGAUUUCUGGAGAGUACGCGCCGAGCGUCAACAUAUGCAUCGCGAAAACUACAGGAAGAAGUAUCGACGAAUGUACACCUCUAGUGAUGAAGCCCUGAGAGGCGAUUCAUCUUCAGGUGUUCCCCCAAGUUUUUGCACGAAGAAUCCUCAGCCUGGUGAGGCUAGACGAUGGCUUAGACAAGCCGAGGCUGACCUGGUAGCUGCCAGUAAUGACUUAUCUAGUGGAAACCCAUCUUAUGAGUGGGCGUGCUUUAAAUGUCACCAGAGUGCCGAGAAGGCUCUGAAAGCAGCGCAAUAUGCAGAUGACGCAUUCAAGAUAAAUCGUCACGAUCUCAGACUAAAUGCCUCACGGCUGGACGAUUCCGAACUGUCGAAACUUGCAACUGAGCUGGAGAAUCGAUUGGUCGAUUCAACAAACAUGCGCUACCCAGAUCGACUGCGCUUUCCUCAGAUUCCAAAAGAUGUAUAUUCAGUUGAGGCCGCUAGAGAGGCCCUGAGACUAGCGAGAGAAAUUCUACAGAGAGUUCGAAAUUUGAUACCAAAAUAGACGUGGCGUUAAACACAUAUCAUUUUAAGAUGCACAGUAGGAAUACCUUUAGUAGGAACAAAUUUAAUUCAAACUACUAAGAAUAGCUUUAAGGUAAGAUAAUCGCAGUUAUUCGUUUUGUUCUUGGUUGUUGAUCAACAACCGCCUGGUUUUAUUCAAUGUUUGCUCACAAUCCGUUUAGUAGGUAUCUACAUUAAGCGAAUGUAAAGACGGGGAUGCUUUUCAUCAAUGGUAAUCGUAUCAUAUAAUGAUGAGACUGCAGAAGCAAAUAUAUGGAAAGUUAAUGUUUCUUACCUCAGGUCGUAGCCUUAAA